Messenger RNA from Diutina rugosa, 3153 nucleotides. It is a transcript of the gene CEF3, whose product is annotated as translation elongation factor EF-3. Lineage: Eukaryota; Fungi; Ascomycota; Pichiomycetes; Serinales; Debaryomycetaceae. The coding region runs from base 1 to 3153 and encodes 1050 amino acids. Gene Ontology annotation, molecular function: ATP binding; ATP hydrolysis activity; translation elongation factor activity. The record is from RefSeq and is a predicted model, not a curated record. The transcript has a single exon.
AUGACUGCUGCUAGUGAAGAGAAGUACUCGGCUGAGGUGCUUACUGAGUUGUUGAAGAAGUUGCAAGUGGCUGACGACAAGGAUGAAGCUGCCGCCAACGUGGCCUCUUUCCUUAACUCGUCGAUCGCUGAACACGAUGCUCCUGUCGAGUUCUUCCAAGACUUGAAGAAGGAGAUCAACUCGAAGGACGCUGCUACUUCGAUUGCUGCUUUGAACGCCUUCGCUCACAUCGCUUCGCCCAACGGUUUGACCCCCACCGUUGAACCUUACUUGGUUGACCUUUGUCAAGAUGUCGCCGCCAAAUCUGGUGACAAGAAGAAGGAGGUUGCUGAUGUUGCUGCGGCUGCUUUGUCCGGCUUGUCUGCUGCCAUUACUCCCAAGGCUAUCAAGGCUUACUUGCCUCGCUUGACUGAAAACUUGUCGACCACUAACAAGUGGACCGAAAAGAUCGCCAUUUUGAAGGCUAUUCAAGUUUUGGUUGACUCUGCUAAGGCCCAAAUUGCUUUCCGCAUGCCUGAAUUGAUUCCUGUUUUGUCGGAAGCCAUGUGGGAUACCAAGAAGGAAGUGAAGGAAGUUGCCCACCAAACUAUGGAGAAGGCCACCGAAACUAUUGACAACAAGGAUAUUGAAAAGUUCAUUCCUGAAUUGAUCGACUGUAUUGCCAACCCCUCUAAGGUUCCCGACACCGUUCACGUCUUGGGUGCCACUACCUUCGUGUCGGAAGUCACUAUGCCCACUUUGUCGAUUAUGGCUCCUUUGUUGUCCAGAGGUUUGGUUGAACGUGAGACUGCCAUCAAGAGAAAGUCGGCUGUCAUUAUCGACAACAUGUGUAAGUUGGUCGAUGACCCUCAGGUCAUUGCUCCUUUCUUGAGCAAGUUGUUGCCCGCUUUGGAAUCUAACUUCAAGACUAUUGCUGACCCCGAAGCCAGAGGUGUCACUCAACGUGCUUUGCUUACUUUGAAGAGAGUCGGUAACGUCGGUGAAGACGGGAAGAUCCCCGAAAUCUCCACUGCUGGUGACAUCGCUGUCACUUUGAACGAAUUCCAAAAGUUGACUAAGGACAAGAAGAUCGACAAGCGUUUUGACGUUGCUCAAAACUACAUCGCUGCCAUUGCUGGUGACCUCAUUGACGAACGUGACACUUCUGCCGAAGCCUGGACUUUGUCGGUCGUUCCUUUCGCCACUAUCUUCUUGCACGAAGCUGAAGCUAAGGAAAUCGUGGAAGCCUUCAGAAAGGCUGCCGUUGAAAACAUUCCCAAGCCUCCCACUUUCGAAGAUGAGGAAGAUGAAGGUGAAGACUUGUGUAACUGUGAGUUCUCCUUGGCUUAUGGUGCUAAGAUCUUGUUGAGAAACACUCAAUUCAGAUUGAAGAGAGACAGAAGAUACGGUUUGUGUGGUCCCAACGGUGCUGGUAAGUCUACUCUUAUGCGUGCUAUUGCCAAUGGUCAGGUUGAAAACUUCCCUUCUCCUGAGGAAUGUAAGACUGUUUACGUCGAACACGACAUCGAUGGCACUCACGCUGACACGACCGUUGCUGAGUUCGUCAUCGAAGAUGGUGAAGUCGGUUUGACCAGAGAAGUUGUCGAAGACAAGCUCAGAGAAUUCGCUUUCACCGAUGAAAUGAUCAACAUGCCUAUUCAAUCGUUGUCUGGUGGUUGGAAGAUGAAGUUGGCUUUGGCUAGAGCCGUGUUGAAGAACGCUGACAUCUUGUUGUUGGAUGAACCCACUAACCACUUGGACACUGUGAACGUCGCCUGGUUGGUUAACUACUUGAACACUUGUGGUAUCACUUCAAUUAUCGUGUCGCACGAUUCUGGUUUCUUGGACAAGGUGUGUCAAUACAUCAUUCACUACGAAGGUCUCAAGUUGAGAAAGUACAAGGGUAACCUUUCGGAAUUUGUCAAGAAGUGCCCUUCUGCUCAAUCUUACUACGAAUUAGGUGCUUCCGACUUGGAAUUCAAGUUCCCUGAACCCGGUUUCUUGGAAGGGGUUAAGACUAAGCAAAAGGCUAUUGUUAAGGUGCAAAACAUGACUUUCCAAUACCCUGGUACUGCCAAGCCCCAAAUUCAAGAUAUCACCUUCCAAUGCUCCUUGUCUUCUAGAAUUGCUGUCAUUGGUCCCAAUGGUGCUGGUAAGUCUACGCUUAUCAACGUUUUGACCGGUGAAUUGUUGCCCACCAAGGGUGAUGUUUACGUUCACGAGAACUGUCGUAUUGCCUACAUCAAGCAGCACGCUUUCGCCCACAUUGACUCGCACUUGGACAAGACUCCUUCAGAAUACAUUCAAUGGAGAUUCCAAACUGGUGAAGACAGAGAAACCAUGGACCGUGCUUCUCGUCAAGUCACUGAAUCUGAUGAGAACGCUAUGAACAAGAUCUUCAAGAUUGAGGGUUCGGAAAGACGUAUUGCUGGUAUUCACGCUCGGCGGAAGUUCAAGAACUCGUACGAAUACGAAUGUUCGUGGACUUUGGGUGAAAACGUUGGUAUGAAGUCUGAAAGAUGGGUGCCCAUGAUGUCUGUUGACAACACUUGGUUGCCUAGAGGUGAAUUGAUGGAAACUCACUCCAAGAUGGUUGCCGAAGUUGACAUGAAGGAAGCUUUGGCUUCGGGUCAAUUCAGAGCCUUGACCAGAAAGGAGAUCGAAGAACACUGUCAAAUGUUGGGCUUGGACCCCGAAUUGGUCUCGCACUCCAGAAUCAGAGGUUUGUCUGGUGGUCAAAAGGUUAAGUUGGUGUUGGCCGCUUGUACCUGGCAAAGACCUCACUUGAUUGUGUUGGAUGAACCGACUAACUACUUGGACAGAGACUCAUUGGGUGCUUUGUCGAAGGCUUUGAAGGCUUUCGAAGGUGGUAUUGUUAUCAUUACUCACUCCGCCGAAUUCACCAAGGACUUGACUGAAGAAGUUUGGACUGUUAACAACGGGAGAAUGGUCCCCUCUGGUCACAACUGGGUGCAAGGUCAAGGUGCUGGCCCUAGACUUUCUGCCAAGGAAGACGAUGAGGAAGACAAGUUUGACGCCAUGGGUAACAAGAUUGUCACCGCUAAGAAGAAGGCUAAGUUGUCGUCGGCCGAACUUCGUAAGAAGAAGAAGGAAAGAAUGAAGAGAAAGAAGGAGUUGGGUGAUGCUUACGUUUCUGAUGACGAUGACUUCUAA